This is a messenger RNA of Kogia breviceps (pygmy sperm whale), 2714 nucleotides long. RefSeq names its product potassium voltage-gated channel interacting protein 2 (gene KCNIP2). The record is from RefSeq and is a predicted model, not a curated record. NCBI's taxonomy places the organism in Eukaryota, Metazoa, Chordata, Mammalia, Artiodactyla, Physeteridae. Gene Ontology annotation, molecular function: calcium ion binding; potassium channel regulator activity. Gene Ontology annotation, cellular component: voltage-gated potassium channel complex. Gene Ontology annotation, biological process: regulation of potassium ion transmembrane transport.
UCCAGCUCCGGGCUCUUCUCCGCUCCACUCUGCCUCCGGCUCUGCGCUCACCUACUGCCCAAGCCGCCCGCUCCUGCCCCAGGAUCCCCAGGUGGGCCCUAGACCGCGGCGGUCCCCAGGCUCUUAGCCCAAGCGCUGACUCUCCAGCCCCCAACCCCCGGCAGCGCACUACGCCGCCAGGGGGCGCCGUGUGAGUUCUCUAUCCCAGGCACCCGGCGCCCCCUCCCACGGCCCACGUUGGGACGGGAGGGGGGCGCCGGGGGCCAUGCGGGGCCAGGGCCGUAAGGAGAGUUUGUCCGAUUCCCGAGACCUGGACGGAUCCUAUGACCAGCUCACGGGCCACCCUCCAGGGCCCACUAAAAAAGCGCUGAAGCAGCGGUUCCUCAAGCUGCUGCCUUGCUGCGGGCCCCAAGCCCUGCCCUCAGUCAGUGAAACAUUAGCCGCCCCAGCCUCCCUCCGCCCCCACAGACCCCGCCCGCUGGACCCAGACAGCGUGGAGGAUGAGUUUGAACUGUCCACCGUGUGUCACCGGCCUGAGGGUCUGGAGCAGCUGCAGGAGCAAACCAAGUUCACGCGCAAGGAGCUGCAGGUCCUGUACCGGGGUUUCAAAAACGAAUGUCCCAGCGGAAUUGUCAAUGAGGAGAACUUCAAGCAGAUUUACUCCCAGUUCUUUCCUCAAGGAGACUCCAGCACAUAUGCCACUUUUCUCUUCAAUGCCUUUGACACCAACCAUGAUGGCUCAGUCAGUUUUGAGGACUUUGUGGCUGGUUUGUCAGUGAUUCUUCGGGGAACCACAGAUGACAGGCUGAACUGGGCCUUCAACCUGUAUGACCUCAACAAGGAUGGCUGCAUCACCAAGGAGGAAAUGCUUGAUAUCAUGAAGUCCAUCUAUGACAUGAUGGGCAAGUAUACGCAUCCUGCACUCCGAGAGGAGGCCCCAAGGGAACACGUGGAGAGCUUCUUCCAGAAGAUGGACAGGAACAAAGAUGGCGUGGUGACUAUUGAGGAAUUCAUUGAAUCUUGUCAAAAGGUACAGGGCCCUGCCCUCUACAUUUCCCUGGUCUGGACUCAGGGCCUGAUUCAAUGAUGUAAGAGAAGGCUCCUUUGGGCAGAGUACUAUUUCCCUAACUCACCGCCACCUCUGAAUCUUUUCCUUCAUAACUUGGGGAGGCCUGUCCCUUCCCCACCCCUCUGGGUGUCUCCUUCCUCACUGCCUCUCUCUGUCUCUGAACGUCCCCAUUUCUGAGUCAGUGUCUUUCUCCCUGUCUCUGAUAAGCUCUUUUUCUUUUUCUCCAAUCUGCCUCUCUCCCACCAUGGCUACAGGACGAGAACAUCAUGAGGUCCAUGCAGCUCUUUGACAAUGUCAUCUAGCUCCCCAGGAGAGGGGGACAGUUGUCCUGGGGGGACCAUGCUGUAGCCCUAGUCCAGGUGGACCUCACCCUUCUCUUCCCAGCUCUGUCUUCAUCCUAGCUCUACCCUGGGGGCUAUAGGAAUCCAAGAGCCUGGGGAUUUAGUGGUCCAGAUUGCUGGAGCUGAGGGAGCUAUAGAGUGGGCAGAGUGUAUCUGUGGGGUGUUCCCAACUCCCAACAGCUCCCCCUUCCUGCCUGAAACUUAGUGGUGAGGGUGCCCCUGCUAUAGGAAUUGAGUGGUCCUCCCCCGUAUACCCCCACUUGAGAAACCACAAUGCUAGACAAAAUGUUUCCUGCUAUGGUGCUUCCCCCAUCCCUGAUCUCAUAACCAUUUCCCCUAAGACUCCCUUAUCUGAAAGGCUGUUCUGUCCUUGGCACUGACUGGCCUUUCAGACCAGGGCCUUUGAGAGCCCUGUAGGAGGUGGACAAAAAUGUAGAGGGAGUAAUCUUGGGCCUGAGCCAGUGCUUGGGUCCUAGGAGGUAGCUGGGGUAGAGAACAGAAGGGCCUGGGGAUUGUCAGUGAGAGCAUGCUAGGCUAUACCUUUGAGCUCUACAGGUCUGCCAUUCCAAGCUGUCAGACUAUGAAUUUCCAGCCUCUUCAGAAGACCUUGUUUCCUUGGAAAUACCCCAGAAAAUUUCCAAGUAUCCCAGGAGAGUCUGGGAUCCUGGUGUUUGGCUCAUCCCUGGAAUUCCCUCCUCUCCUCCCUUCCUGUUUGUGUAGUGGUGGUGGCAGCAGGGGGAAGAUAGGUGGGAGCUGUCUUGGCUGAUACCUGCCAAAGUUUCAGCCUACCCUCUCUGAUGGCUACAACUUAAGUUUUCAUUUGCCAUUUCCUCUAGACUUGGAGGCACAGAGUAAGUCAGGGACCACACAGUGGACGCCUUAGAAGAAAAAGGAAGGAAGGAGGCAGGCGUAGAUUUGAACCCAGUGUGGGGGCAUUUAUUAGACUUUGUGGUAUACUCAGGCUCUAUUCCUGCCCCCCGGCAUAGCCUCCUAAUUGCCCACCCAGAGUCUCCUCUUGCUCUAUUCAAUCUACCCAGAGAUGCCCCUGAGCACACCUUGAAGGCAGGGACCAUAGGACCCAGGUCCCACCUCACUGUCAGCACCCCUGCCGUGCCGCCACCCCUUAAUAUAUCUGCUUGUCCCAUUUAGCUCACUCUCCCAGUCAUCUGUGAUCUGAGGGGGAGGGUCCGCAAGGAGCCCCCUUUCGUAUCAGAACACUGUUGACUGCUUUGCAUUUUUGGUUCCUCUGUAAUUUUUGUAAAAUAAGAAGUACACCAGAUCCAAUAAAACACAAUGGCUAUGCA